AUGGAGGGGUUCGCAGUGGUGGAGCUAAAGAAAGAAUCCAGACUGUCUUGGGAGGUGGAGCUCUCCUGGGAGGAUGUCUUUCUAGGCUGUAACAACCUGCCUCAGCUGAGUCUCACUGAGCAGGUCGAAUACCUUCGACUGACUUCUGUUGCGAAGAAGUAUGAUGUCGAAAGGUGUAUGUUCACUUCCAAUCUUCGGGAUAUCAAGGACGCGGCUUCUCGGGCAGAUAUGGACAACAUCAAGGCCCCCAAGAACUUCACCCUCUCUCGGGAGAGUAUGAAUGCUGCGUUAGACGCCCUCCGAGCUGGGCGAUAUGUGUCGGAAGCCACUCAGGAGGUGGCCCAGGUCAUCUCUUCCAGGUCAGCAAGCCGGUUCGUUCUUCCUGCUCCUGCUUCUUCCCGGGCUCCCAAGCCGAGCUCUCGAGGUGUCAGGUCUUCCAGGCCCUCAAGCCGCAGCAGACCAAGCUCGGCUCCUCAGUCUUCUCAAGCCCCCAGGUCCCAAUGGGCUCCUACUGAGGGGGCGAAAAAGGCUCCAGGGGUCACCGCUAGGCCGGUUGAAGGCACGGAGCUGGUGAGGAAAAAUUCUGCCUUGCCUUCUGGGGACGUUCCUGAGGAGAGAUUCAAAACCUCCACAACUGAGGAGAGGGCUCCAGAAGGGGGGAUGGAGGUUGCCCCUGUUACUGAGGGAGUUAAGCCUAGACCAGUUGACGAUGAGGGCGCUACAGAGAGGGUCGGGAGCAAGCGUCCUCCUCCUUCUGAAGCGCCUGCCUCGGCUCCUAUCUCCAAGAGGUCUCGGGCCUCUAGAAGACCAGGUCCAGCUCUGCCUCCUCUCGAGAAGAAGAAGGAGACUUCUGUGGUGCCUCUAUUGUUUGCUCCCGACAAUGACAUUUUGAACGCGGAGGAUAUCACUCAUCAAUCUCCGGCGAGCGUUGUUGCAGAAAUCUUGCGGGAGCGGAUGUUUGGCGGGGUCACAGAAGCUUCGAAUCCUCGUCUGCUUGCUCUCACUAGCCUUUUGGUGAGUUCUACACGAGAGCAAGUAGCAUUCCGGUCUCGGACUCGAGAGGAGCUCGGAGGCACAAUUAGGGAGAUGCUUCUGAUGCUGAUGGGCUUUUUUAUGGAGGUAGACGCCCGGGACGAGUCCAUUCAGAGCACAGUGGACCGCCAGAUUGAAGAGGCGCGUCUUGAAGAAAAUUUAAUCGCAACCAGCGACGCCCGGGGUCACCUUGCUGCAGCUCAGGAGCAUCUGAAGACCCUUAGGGAGGAGCUGGCCCAUACUAAGGAGGCUUUGGAGGGGGCUGAUAAGAGGGUAGCUGCUGCGGAGGUCCGCCUUGAUGAGGUCCUAGAGCAGCUGUCCUCCUUAGAGGAAACUCAGAAGGAGAGGGAUGAGGCCUGGCACCAGCACGAGUCGUUGAAGGCAGAUUUCGAUGUCGUGCUGGCUCAGAAGGAUGAAGCCCUAGCUCGGGUUGUGGUCCUCGAGCAAGAGCUGAGCAAGCGUGCUGAUAAUGAAAAAGACCUGGCUCUAGCAGUUGAGGCAUCCAGACUUCAAAACCAGCACCUCUGCCAGGAAGUCGAGGCCCUUAAGAAGAGGUGUUCAGCCUUGCUCGAGGAUGCCAAGCACGCUGAGGACAGAGUCCAGUUGGAGUGUGAGGAGCGUUUAUGGGAGUACAAGGAGUCGGCAGAGCUCAAAAGAGAGAUCGAGCAGGCCUGUGAAGCUUGUCUCCAAGGUUAUAAGGACUCUUCGGAGUUGAAGGCCGGGAUAGCUGAGGCCUGUGAGGAGCGACUUGCGGAAUACAAAGCCUCUGACGAAAUAAAGAAUGCAAUAUGGCAAAAAGGCUUCCGCAUGUUCGUCUCUGGAUUCAAUCGAGGCUUGAGGGAAGCCAGGUAUGCCCCUUCCACCCCGCUAGUUGAACUCCGAGCUGCUGAGGAAGACUCCGAUGGCGAGGAGGUGCUUUACGGGGAGGACGACAAACCUUUGCCCAAAGGAGUUCCUCACACUGCAACUGGGUCUCAUAAAGAAGAUGCCGAGCUGGGGGAGGAAGGUGAAGAAGGAAACAGCCAGUCCACAGUGGCUGAUGCCAAGCUUCAGGAGGAAGAUGCAGGCCCCAAGGAGGAGAAAUUGUUCCUUUCGUAG
Messenger RNA from Manihot esculenta (cassava), 2130 nucleotides. RefSeq lists its product as uncharacterized. Lineage: Eukaryota; Viridiplantae; Streptophyta; Magnoliopsida; Malpighiales; Euphorbiaceae. The record is from RefSeq and is a predicted model, not a curated record. Bases 1 to 2130 code for a protein of 709 amino acids. The transcript has 3 exons.